GCCGUGGUGCUGUCGCGCCAUAAGCGCACACACCACCGCGACGCUGGCGCGUCAGGUGCUCCAUUAGGCAGCAAAACAACCGCGUACGAUGGCCCAGCGCUUCGUCGGGCAGCCCGGCGGCAAGACUGCCUUCGACAAGCGCCACUCAGAUGACAGCUUGGCACCGGCAGCACAACUGCAGCGGCGCGAGACCUCGAAGCGCCUGGUGAGCUGGGAAGGCAGCAACCAAUUGGCACUGCUGGACAGCGAUUAUAAAGCGGCGCACUGCCGGCGCUACACCGGGCGUGCGACUGUGCGAGAGCCGACGUUCAGCCUCCGAGAGUUCUGCAAGGCUUACGCGUACGAGACCCUGCCGCCGGUCCUCGAUCUUGCGGCCGCAUCCCUUCUAGAAGGCUCGCUUGCGAAGGGAUGGCACGUGACGGGUUAUCGCGCGCUGCGGCCGUCGCCCGCGCACAUCGGCUGGGGCAACUCGAUUUUCGCUGGGGUCUUCGGCCAUAUCACUUGGGCGCCCCUCGUCUACGCGGUCAACUACGCGUACUUCACGAGUCGCGUCGUUCGCGCGCACGUCGACCCCGUGGAGUUGCUCGUCCUCGACGUGUUCCAGCUCAUCCGCAACGGCGUCGUCGCGACGAAGUACGCGUAUUUUGAAGAGGAAGACCUGGAGUCGAUGCGCCAGAGGCCGCCGGCCUGGUCAUGGGACAAGACGGAUAGGCAGCUGCUGCUCGGCGGCGGGCUGUCGCCAAAGGACUACGCGGGUCUCCUCGAGGCGCUCGUCGUCGACGCGAUGGCGACGGCUGACAUUGAUUUGAGGGCAGUCGACGUGGCCAUCGACGAGGACGGCGCGGCGGCGGUGCGAGACCUAGUCAAAGCCACGGGCGGCGACGCCUUCGCGGCGCCCGAUGGCCGCACGUCCGCCGCGGCCGUGCUAUGGUGCCUCUUGGCGCGGCACUGGUCGGUGGGCCUGGCACCAAAGGCGGUCCUCUUUGUCGUCGCCGAGGUGUUGAUGAUACUUUUUUUGCCGGCCAUCGAGCGAACAGCCCUCGGUGGCGCCCCGUACGGCCCUCCGGGGCUAGUUCGCUUCGUUCUCGUCAUGUACACGGUUCUCCUCGCUUUCGGGCCGAAGACGGCGACGCCGACGCUCAUCUUUCCCAUGGCUGCCGCAAACGACUGGCACCGACGGGGCAUGGUCCUUGGGUGCCUCGGCGACGUGUUUGAUGCGCCGGGGCUGUCCGCGGGCGACCUCGUGCGCCCGACGGAGAAUACUGAGGGAAAGGUCGCGCCCGCCGCCGGCACACGCAUAUUUCUGGAUCCUCACGAUCCUAAGAACGUCUUCGCCCACGCGAUGAUGCGCCCGGUACUGAGACGAAUCGCGCGGAAGAUCCAGUUGAGAUGUCAGGCGUACCUCUGGAUAUAUUUUGCCGGCGCGAUAGCCGCUCUAGUGGUACUCAACGUCUUGCUGUGGUAUCCGUUGUCUCACAGACUGCUCGCCGCGCACCUCGCGGCGCUCUUCGCGGUGCUGACGGGUCUGUCUGUCGUGAUUAUCUUCGUCGCUGCGAAGACGACGAACGACAUCACACCUAUCCACCGGUCGCGCCUCCAGCGCGAGCGCCUCGCGAUCGAGCGUGAAAUAUCUGCCGGGGUGGACUCGACGCGAGCCGUGACCCUGGAACACGCGCGACGGCUCCUCAAGACGCUCGACGAGAACAUAGCGUUUGAAGAAGUAGAAAGGGAGCCCGCCUCGGUCCUAGGCGUCGCGGCGUCGGCGGGAACCAUCGGGUCUGUGCUGUCGUUGCUACUGGGCGGGCUGCUCUUCGCCUUCGAGGGCUACAACUCGAGCCGGCAGAACGGCUGGAAGUAUGGGGAGGACGGGGUGUUUUCGAAGGAGUAAGUGUUGUGCGUGUGUG
Messenger RNA from Pelagomonas calceolata, 1904 nucleotides. The record is from the annotation of a GenBank genome assembly. Lineage: Eukaryota; Pelagophyceae; Pelagomonadales; Pelagomonadaceae.